AUGGUGGAUUAUACCUUGUAUAGGCGAUUUAAUCAGGUUAACGACCACAGACAAGUACUUCUCUCGGAGUCUUACCCGAAAAAUUCCGUUGACUUCCUGCCCGCCUUCCGCUAUGUCCGUCAGAACUGCACCGCAGCGUCAUCUUCGUUGUCGUCGCCGUCGUCGCCAUCGUGUCCGGUUAAACAUAUGGACGUCGAAGGAAAGUGCGCGCUGGUCGUAGACGGAACCAGCGGCGUAGGUUUUGCGUUCGCAGACGAGCUGUUGAAAAUGAAAGCCGCCAAGGUCGUCAUCACCGGCUUGGACGAACACAAGGGAAAUGAGGCAGCCUGCGAAUUAAACCAACGCUACGGCCCGGCCAAGGCGGACUACCACCAAACUGACAUCACCAGUCCGUUAGAGGUGGAAAAAAUGUUCAAAUACACGAAAAACAAAUUUGAGACAGAUAUUUUUUUCAACAACAACGAAAUGAACAUAGGAAAGGACGCGAUUACGACAAACUUAGUUUCUAAAAUUCAAGGAAUCAUAUUGGCCAGCAAAAAUAUGAAGGAUGGCAGCAUCAUCGUGAACCACACGUCAGCCCUAGGACUCGAUCCUAAUUCGGAAAUGAUCGCCCACGGCGCUGCUUCUGCGGGUUUCUUGGUCGCUUCCAUGGCUUUUGGCAAAAGCAAAUAUUUCAAAAAAACUCAAAUUAGGAUGACGACAUUGUGUAGCGAGCUGCUAGCACCGAUGUCUGUUGGAGGUACGGUGCCAUUUAUACGCGAUGGACACAAAGCAUAUAAAAAUAUUCAAAUUUCAGUUGCCAAGUCUGCAGCUUAUUUGGUCAAAUAUGGACCUAAUAAUACACUAUGGCUUUGUCAACAAAACGGAAUAUUGAGUUCGGUGAAAUUACAUAAACUUAAUGAUUUCACUGUAAGAUACGAACCAAUAAUUAUUUCAAAUCGAAAAUAGACCUACGUGUCGCCUAUACGUGCCGUCUACCAGGAAGCUGUCGCCAACCAGGUCGUAUUUUUUUGUUACUUAUGUACUUUUUUGU
Molecule: messenger RNA, 1033 nt
Organism: Rhopalosiphum padi (bird cherry-oat aphid)
Lineage: Eukaryota; Metazoa; Arthropoda; Insecta; Hemiptera; Aphididae
Product: alcohol dehydrogenase 1-like
Exons: 7
Coding region: 1-948 (315 amino acids)
Cellular component (GO): cytoplasm
Molecular function (GO): oxidoreductase activity, acting on the CH-OH group of donors, NAD or NADP as acceptor
Source: RefSeq, a predicted model, not a curated record